AUGCAAGACAAAGGCCUCAAGAUUCAACCCGACUACAACACUGACGUCUUGUGGAAGCCGCCAAUGGGUAAGCUGCCAUUUUUAAUCAUAUCUUCUUAACUUUUUAUAAAUGUUAGUUAAAAUUACUGUUUUCUAACUACUCCUAGGCUAGGGAAUGAUUUUUAUUACCUAAAAUAUAUUUUAUAUUGUUUAGAAACCCAAAAACAACCUGUUAAAAAAGUGGAAGUUUCGUGGAAGAUUUGUAAUGUAUUUUGCACUGAAAAUUUUCCACUUAACUUCCAUUUUGAAAGUGUCUUAAAAUCGCUUAAGAAUGAGUUUUUAGCAAUUUUUAGGGAUGGAAGUUGGGUGGAAGAUUUGUAAUGUAUUUUGCACUGGAAAUCUUCCACGAAACUUCCACUUCUAGAAAUGCUUAAAAACGCAUUUUUAGGCAAUUUAAAGACAUUUUAAAAGUGGAAGUUUUGUGGAAGAUUUUCAGUGCAAAUUACAUUACAAAUUUUCCACUUAACUUCCACUUUUAUAAAGGCCGUUUUGAGCUAUUUUGGUCGUUGUUUAUGACUUUUUGGUUAAUUUUACUGGUUUUUCAGCCCGCAUGCGCACAGUGAGCAUGGACUCAAGUGCCAGUGACUCGGUCGAUAGCCCAAAUGCAUCGACCGGUCGAAAGUUCAGUUUCUCCGAGAUGUUCAUCGGUCCAUUCCAUCGACGAACCUCCUUCUCCGAAACCGAGACCACGAUGCCGAGAAAGUCGUCGUUGAGUGAGAACGUCGACUUCAAAGAGUUCAUGAAGCGACAGAAGAAGAUUCUCGAGGAACAGUAA
Molecule: messenger RNA, 814 nt
Organism: Bursaphelenchus okinawaensis
Lineage: Eukaryota; Metazoa; Nematoda; Chromadorea; Rhabditida; Aphelenchoididae
Source: the annotation of a GenBank genome assembly